Messenger RNA from Thermochaetoides thermophila DSM 1495, 1023 nucleotides. RefSeq lists its product as uncharacterized. The coding region runs from base 1 to 1023 and encodes 340 amino acids. Lineage: Eukaryota; Fungi; Ascomycota; Sordariomycetes; Sordariales; Chaetomiaceae. The transcript has a single exon. The record is from RefSeq and is a predicted model, not a curated record.
AUGUCAACCAAAGAGCCCUCGAAAAAGCCUGCCGCUCCAAAGUCCAUCCCCAGAACAACAUCCAAAGCCACCCAAAAACGACCACCAAAACAACCUAGCCCCAAACCACAACCUCAGCAACUUGACAUUCCCGAACGCUCCCCCUCCAUCCCAUCCUCCAUCACCUCCUCUCCCUGCCUCUCCAUCACAUCCUCCAGCAUCGACUCCGAAGCUGAGCUCAUCGUCCACCCCUCCGACCCCCUACCAAAAGGCUAUAGCUUCGUCGCCAAAGGCGAUCCAUACAUCACGAAGCAGUGCCGCGAACGCACCCACGCUCUAGGAAAAGCCCUCUACGUCGUGGUUGAUCCCACCAUAUCGAAAACAAACACCAAGGGGGGAAAGAAAAGAAGUAACGGGAAACCUUGUCGCAGUGGGCGUGAGGUACUUGGGAUUCGGUGCCCAAAGCAUGUGUAUACCUGGGCGCAGAGCCAGGCGCUGCAGACGGCCCACCAGAGGAAGGAAGCGAGUAAGAGACGGGAGAAGGAAAACGAAGGGAAGUGGGAGCGUGUGAUGAGGGGGGUGUUCCCUGGGAUGCCGAAGGGAGAGACACUGAAAGAGAUUGUAGCCGAAGUGACGAGGGGUGCGAAGGGGAAGGGGAAGGGGAUGAAUGGCAAACGGAUGGUGGAGUGGGUUAGGUUGGUGGUGAGAGGAUAUGUGAGGAAAAAUUAUACGGAGUUUGUGGAGUUGGUGGAGGGGGGCAUGGAUGUAAAUGCGGCGAAACUGGUUGUGGAAGGACGGGUGAGGGGGAUUUUGAGGGUUUGGGAGGGGAGGGCGGAUGAGAAGGUUGAUAAGGGGAGCGAUGAGGACGAAGAGAGGGGAAGGAGUAGGGAGAGGAGGGGGAGUUGGAGGGUUAGGCCUGGAGAUAGGGGGCAAAAGGAUGUGAAGGAGAGUGAGGAGAAGGGGGAUAAGGAGGAGAAGGAGAGCAAGGAGGGACGAACGGAGAGCGAGAGAAAGAAGGAUGGGAAGGGAUGUGUGGUUCAAUGA